Aureobasidium pullulans EXF-150 is the source of this 894-nucleotide messenger RNA. RefSeq lists its product as uncharacterized. The coding region runs from base 10 to 894 and encodes 294 amino acids. Lineage: Eukaryota; Fungi; Ascomycota; Dothideomycetes; Dothideales; Saccotheciaceae. The record is from RefSeq and is a predicted model, not a curated record. The transcript has a single exon.
CAUAUCAAGAUGGCGCCCGUCAUCUUCGGCUUGCCCUUCAGCGAGUUUACAUGGUCGAAGUUCGGCAAUGCAAACAUGUGGAACAAAGUCUACCAUCUGAGAAGAACAAAGUUCAUCGUUUAUCAACUCGCCAUGAUCUUCUGUGUUGUAUCAGAAUCUCUCGGAACCGAUGCUCUCUCCAGAUAUGUUAGUCAGCAGAAGUACAUUCAAUCGCAUGGUGCUCCUGCCAACGAGUACAACAACGACUAUGUUGGUGUUGCUUCUUACAACAUUUUUGCUGGCAUCUACGUCGCCACCAUCUUUGGUGGUGCUUUCUUCUUCGACUUGAUCUGGCCCGAGAGACAUGAGGAUCACGGUGUCAGACUUGGCUGGAAGCUUUCGGCCAUUGCUGGUAUCUUCAUCCACCUUGCCAGUUGUAUCGCCAUGACCGUCAUUGUCGCUACUCACAGCGCAUACGUGACCGGUGUGAGCACAGCGGAAGGAAACAGACUCGUUACGGAGAACGGCAAGAUUGUUCUCGAUUACAAGCACAGCGCCCGUAUCGUCACUUCAGUCGUGUUUGGUUGGAUCGGCUGGAUCUUCGUUAUCGCUAGCACCGUCAUCCUUGUCGUCGGCAAGAAUCACGAUGAGAAGAUGGGUCCCUGGAGCACUCAUGUUCGCGAGGCCAAGAAGAACAACAUCGAUGUUGAGUCAAACUUUGUCAAUGGCCAGCCCUCGGAGAAGCCCUUGACCAACCCCCUGACUGGCGAGCAACCCGAGACCCUCGCCCCCAACCACCCCCAGCCUGCUCACAUCCACGAGCCUAUUCGUACUCAGGAGCCCGCAAUGGAGAUGCAGAGCAACCACCACAGCUUUGACUCCAGCGCACCUGCUGUCAACCCUGCUCACGUCUAA